GUGUUGUAUUAUGAGUGCAGAAGGCAUGUUUGUUUUUCGAGCUGUUGCCUUUUCCGUCAUCCUGUGCUGUCAGAGUUCCCAUAAUAUCAUUUUGUGUUUUGUGUUUUGCUUUAAAAGAAACCCAAACCUAUAAAGAAGAUAGAAAUAUGGCAAAGGAAACGUCUGGUCUUUUAAUGAAUGUAAUUGGGACUCUGUCAUCCCUAUCCUCAAAUGAACAACGUGACAGGGAGAAAGCCAAACUCGAGCGGGAAUUUAAACUUAGCGAUCAGAGAUUGGAAAAAUUGGUCUCCACACAUCACAGAGACUUGGCCAGUGUAAUGCAAAUUUACAGCAAAGUUUCAGUAAGCAUUAAUGAUGCCCGAACCCGAAUAGCUAUGGUGAAAGGCCAAUUGGCUGCUUGCAGAGGACUUCUACAUUGUAGAAGAGAUGAACUUAAGAAACUGUGGCUUGAGGGUGUGGAACAUAAGCAGGUGCUUCUCAUGCUGAAUCAAAUUGAAAAAUUAAAAGAAAUUCCUGACAAAAUUAAUGAAAAUAUAGCAAAGAAGAAUUAUAUAGCAGCUGCAGAGCUUGUGGUUGAAGCCCAAGAAAAUCUACAAGGUCCACUGCAAAAUGUUGAAGCUUUAAAGGAUGUUCGGAGUGAUCUUGCCACAAAACAAGAGCGAUUUUACAAAAUUCUUCUGGAAGACUUGAAUCACUAUAUCUACGUAAAAUCGUCCAUUGACGUACUGCAGUGGAAACGUGCUGCAACUUCUCAAGCUCCUUUUCAAAGAGCAUCAAGUGGACGCAAUUCCUCUGGCAGGACCUCUGGAAACUUAAUUUCGAAAAACGACGCACCAAAAGUAAAAUCACUGAUGCUAGAAGUUGUCGGAAGCAGUCAAGGUGCUCCAGAUGAGAAAAGUAACCAGUGUAUAUAUAACAUAGUUCAGUGUCUCUCGCUAGUAAAUAAGUUACCUGAAACACUAGAAAGUUUAAAAAAUGGAAUGGGAAUGGAAAUGACAUUGAUUACGAGAAAAACCGCUCAACAAAUUAGCGAGAUGUAUCCGCCUAAUAGCAAAAAUGUUUUGAAGGAACUGUUUGAGGCUGUAAUGGAGCAAAUGCGGAGGAUCGUGAAGGCUCACAUUGCCGUUCUCGAUAGCGUUAAGGCUCUACUGAAGGACCAGCAGUACAAUAACGAUGUUGUUAUGUACAACAUAGAGGAUGUAUGGUCCCAAGUACAAACUGUGAUUCAAGUUUUGUUGUCCCAAUAUUGGGAUAUUGGUAGUACCGCUUCAAAAAGCGGUAACUCGGGCAGUAGUUUCUCAUCAAAUUCUCAAUUGGGAGCAGCCGAUUUGAACGCAUACUUUUCCAGGAGACGACAGCCCAGACCACAGAAAACGACAUUAUUCCGUUUCGAAGGUUCUCUCCAUUCAAUCAGCUUGAAUGAGUCUAAUAGCGACUAUUCCAAGCAAGACCAACAUGGUCUGGAUGCGCAGGAUCGGAUUUUAAUUGUCGAACCUAACGCGCGUUUGGUGAUUGAAAUUUAUCAACCCUUAAUGACCUUUGUUCAAGAAAUAGAAACUGCGCUGGGGUGUAGCUCUCAAGGGACGCAUUGCGCGCUUCAUGUGUUUAUCACAGUAUUUACACGCGACGUUUUUCUCAGUCAAAUUCACAUCGAGAUGGGCACCGCCCUAGAUGAAGCCACGCGAAAACUGGAUAUGUGGAAGUCUGUAAAUCCCACUGAGUUGACACAAAAUACAAAAGCCACACGGCCUUUGCUUCAGAGCACCAUACAAGUUUACCGCUGUCUGAUGGAAAUCCGCCAACUAAUGGAAGCGCUUCCCCAAUUUGCCCAGCAUUUUCUCGGAAUGACCUGCAAUAUGCUACUGCGAUACAGCGAAACUUGUCAAGCGGCUUAUCGAGGUCUAGUUCAACCGGACUCGGAAGACAAAAGAGUAAUCAGUGCUACUUGGGCGAAAGAUGAAGACAUACAUCGAUUUCUGAGGUCUCUUCCGAGUUGGACGGCUUUGCAAACUGUACGAGCACAUCGGAACUCCGGAACGACCGAUUGUGAAACUUAUGAAGAUAGCCCAGAGGAAAUCAGGCAAAGAAGUGCCAAAGAAACGGAAAUACUAACAGGAAAUCUUGGUGACGCCAUUAUUCCACCCCAUGAGAUUCUCGCCGACCCUACGCAAUUGCGUAUAUUGGCAUUGCUACAAGAAUCUUUGGAGUGGUUUGCAGCACAUAUACAGGAAUUAGCGAAUAGCAUAACUCGCUCUGGCGCUUCUGAAUCCGUCCUAGCUCUUCCAGAGUCGAACGUUCAGACUUUACUGGAACUAGCGAAAGAUUUUGAAGACCUAGCCGACACCUGUCUAUUAGUUUUGCAUUUGGAAGUGCGCGUGCAUUGCUUUUAUCAUCUAGUGCCACUUGGAAGACAAUCGCAGUUUUGGCUGAAUGGCGACAAUCAAGAACCUGACCCUGAAAUUGGCCGACUCAGUCGCGAUUUGACUGCAAUCGACGAAUCCCUAUCAGCUUUCAUUCAGCCACGAAAACAUCGAUACAUAUUUGAGGGAGUUAGUCACCUUGUAUCCAGUAUCAUAAUGUCAUCGGUGCAGCAUAUCCGGCGGAUGAAUGAAAAUGGCGUCAAAAAGAUGUGUCGCAAUAUUUUCGCCUUGCAGCAAACGUUAACCAGCAUCACUUUGGCCCGCGAACCAGCGUUGGACCAUGCGCGCCAAUAUUUUGAGCUGCUUUGCGUAACGCCAGAGGAAAUAUUAAAUGGUAUUCUGGAGCGCGGAUCUCAAUACACUGAAUUGGAGUAUAUUCAAGUACUUCAACUAUUGAACAGAAGUCGCCCCGGUACAGCUUCCAACGAAAUAACUCGUCAUCUCGAACGCCUGUCGGAGAUCCUAGGAGAAUUAGGUGUCACUGUUUAAAUUUAUUUAUCUAAUCUUACCAUCCGUGUGACGUGCAGGGUUUGUCCGGGUCGUCUCCCGUUUCUAAAAAUUUCGUUGCUUUACGAUUUCAAUUGAAGAAAUUGUGAUUCUCAUGGAUAAUCACCGAGUAUUUACGAAUAAAUAUUGAUUUACUGUUA
Molecule: messenger RNA, 3067 nt
Organism: Daphnia magna
Lineage: Eukaryota; Metazoa; Arthropoda; Branchiopoda; Diplostraca; Daphniidae
Gene: Sec8
Product: exocyst complex component 4
Exons: 15
Coding region: 147-2909 (920 amino acids)
Biological process (GO): chemical synaptic transmission; Golgi to plasma membrane transport; exocytosis
Cellular component (GO): synapse; growth cone membrane; exocyst
Source: RefSeq, a predicted model, not a curated record